Sarcophilus harrisii (Tasmanian devil) is the source of this 2114-nucleotide messenger RNA. RefSeq lists its product as uncharacterized. Bases 1181 to 2083 code for a protein of 300 amino acids. NCBI's taxonomy places the organism in Eukaryota, Metazoa, Chordata, Mammalia, Dasyuromorphia, Dasyuridae. The record is from RefSeq and is a predicted model, not a curated record. The transcript is spliced from 8 exons.
UUUUAAAAUUAUCUUUGAACUAAAUCAUAAAGAUUAUGGAAUCUCUUUUGGAGGUUUUUCAAACAACAAAAAACCCUUUCUCUCCAGGACGGCUUAAAUAUGUCUGUGUUCAAGAAAAGGAGGGAAAAAAACUAGAAAACCUACUAACUCCUUCUUCUGGUCCUCAGAUUCAGUGAGAGAAUAAAAGAAGGAAAGGAGAGUGCAAAAGGAAAAAGAGGAAUAAAAGGAUAGGAAAGUCUCUUGGCCACAUGGGUGCCAAAGGUUUUUACUAAAAUUUUCUGCAUCAGCAAAUUCAGACAUCUCACUUUCUGGCCUAGAUCCCAGUGCAGUUGUGGCGUUGAGAUCCGCCUCUGGCAGAUGUGCCAGGAAUACUGCACUGCAGUCAUGGAUUUAGGGAGGGAAGGAGGCCACGUCCCUGGCUCACUGGAAGAAGUAGAGGAGAAACAACUCUACUGUUGUAUCUUGUGGUUUUACACAACUCAGCUUAAAAACAAGAAAACAAGCUCCCUAGAAAAUGGGAGGGAUUUGGCAGGCCCCUCUAACUUCAGGAACAUUAUGUUCCUUCCAGAGUGUCUUGAAUAACGGAAAUGGAGGGACUUAGGGGAGGGGAGGAGCAGACAGAAGGACUGGAAAUAACAUUUUUCCCCCCUGUUAAAUAAGCUUUGCCUGUAAAUUAAUAUGUAAGAAAUUCAGGAUGAUUUAUAUACACCUAAAACAUCUUCAUUUAUGCAAAUGGCCCUUCCCAAUCCUCUUAAGUACAAUUAUUCCCAAAAGUUGCUUGUUUCCAGAGAAAGGAAUGCCACAGAACCAUCUGAGGGUCUCGCCUUGAGAAUGUGCUGCAGUAAUAUUUAGAAAAAAAAUUAACCAUGUCUCUUAGGAAAAGGGAAUCUAAGCUCUGGUCCUGGCCCCAAGUUAAGGAUCUAGUUUUCUCUGGUACAGAGUUUCCUUUCAGUCAAUCAGAGGCUAUCCUCCCCAGAGGAAUCUGACAAAGGGUAUUUUUGAGAAGCAUCAUUGGAGUUUCCCAAGAGAUGGGUUGGAGGGGCAGUGACGUAAGUUCUCCAGCUGCCUGAAAGGCACAGCUCUUAGUUAUUUUGAAUAACCAGGGAAGCCGCAGCUGAACCAAAUCUGGAGGGUGUUUAACAUAGUCCUAUAGGAGGAAAAAAGGGAAUAAUUCUCCAAAAUGUCUACACAUAACAAGGUCAAAGUUUUCUUAAUUUCUUUGAGUAUGGUCACUUUUGUGAUUAUGGUGGUGAUGAAUGGUGCAGCAGGUUCUGGAGCAUUCAAAGGUAUAUUCCAGAGAACUGUUGGAAACAUCUCCAACAAGUACAACACUGAUGUGACUCCAGCUGGCUGGACCUUCCUCAUUUGGAACAUCAUCUAUUUGUGGCAAUUAGCUUGGCUUGGCUAUGCUCUAUCCGGAAUCUGCAGAAGGAACGAACUUGGAUGGUUCUAUGUGAAACCAGAUGUCUUGCCAACUCCGUUUUACUUGGUAUGGAUCCUGAAUAACGCCUUGAAUGUUGGGUGGCUGUUUCUAUGGGACAAAGAAUGCCUCAGCCAUGCUCUGCUUGUCCUCACAGGGCUCACAGUGUCCAAUUACGCGAUUCUCUUCCUGGCUUGUCGAGGACUCAGUUCCCACAGACUUUGGCUGCAGAGUCACCACAGGACAGACCUGUGGCUCCUCCGCGUUCUGGUGCAGAAUGGAAUUGCACUUUAUGCUACAUGGACCACAGUGGCAACGCUCUUGAACUUUGCAAUUGUGUUAAUCUACACGGUGGGGGUGGCCAAUUCAACUUCCACUACUGUUGUCCUGUCUAUUUUGCUCAUGCUGUUGGUGCUCUGGUUUUACCUGGAAAAUUUCCUCCUGGAUAAAUAUGUACAUUACAUCCUCGUUGUGUAUCCGGUGGUCAUGAUUGCAUUAACUGGCAAUAUUGCUCAGCAUUAUGAUCCAUCUGCUCCAAGCACAAACAACAUUUUUACAGUUGUCCUUUUAGUUGUGACAAGUGUGAUGUUUUUGGUUCGGCUUGGCCUGGUAACCUGCAGACAUCGCUAUCAGCGGCUUUGGAAAGAUCCUCAAAGAGGCUGAGGACGACCUCAGGAAAAGCAGCUGCAGAUCU